AUGGUUGCCGGUCUUCGACUCGCUCUUUCCUCUCCCCGCACCAUCACCUCCGAUAUGAUCUCUCCUCCCCUCAGCCCAGACUUCAACUUCGACUCCGACGUCCUCACAUCUUCAACUCUCCCAGCUCUUGAAUAUAUCUCAGAAAAACUACAGCAAAAAACACUACAUGUCACAUUACUGCUCGGACGCGGCCGACCAACACCAACCGGUCAGCCAGCCGAUCUCAUCGUGAUCCCAGUGACGAAACUGGAUCCGCAAUCAUAUAAAAUAUUCUACAAGAUCGUCGAAAAGGGCGCUAAAAAGUUCUCGCUUGGUCAGGGCUGGACCGAUGCUCUAGACCAAUACUCUCGCCAACAGGCUCAAAACGAAUACCUUAUCGGCCAAUCCAUUCGACAGAACGAGAUCCUCUUCACGCAGGAGGGACUCACAGUCCUCAACGUCGAUCGCAUCUACACGCUGAAGCGACGGCUCUGUGUGCUUACCACUGCUCAGGCAGCUGGAAACUUCAACCACGACGAAAACAAAUGCAUUUCAUCCUGCGUUCACCUGCUACACCAGACUAUUACCAGCUGCCAGGGCCGGCCAUUCAGUUUCGGCUUCUUCAAGCGUGCAUACGAGCACCUUGAUGUGGCUGACGGCCUUCUUAACAAGGUUGCCUCUGAGUACAAGUCUCGUUACGAGCAAGAAGGAAUUAUCCUUAACACACCGAAAUCCUCACCCGCGCUCCCUGCUCUGAAGAAAGAACUGGCUCGCAAAGAGACUGCCCGUAAAGACGCCGUCCGCAAGGAAGCUGCCCGCAAGCUACCGGCUAUCCGCACAUCCGCCAGCAUCACACGAGUCCGCCGCUCAGCCAUGGGACCCCCUUCAGUCCGGAACAGUCAUAUUCAUUAUGGCCAUGGUCACAUCCCCUCUCGUGCUCCCUCACGCGCAGGCACACCUAGACGCGGAGCAAAGACUCCAGUGUCAGCUUCGGAUGUAACUCCCAUUACUCGAAAUGAGUGGAACAUUCUGAUUGGACCUGAUUUCUAUCAGAACAAGCCCACUGUUACGAUGUGGGUUCCCAAUCCUCCUGCUGUGGCGGUGGUGGGUUGA
Molecule: messenger RNA, 1092 nt
Organism: Talaromyces atroroseus
Lineage: Eukaryota; Fungi; Ascomycota; Eurotiomycetes; Eurotiales; Trichocomaceae
Exons: 1
Coding region: 1-1092 (363 amino acids)
Source: RefSeq, a predicted model, not a curated record